AGUCGCGGUUCCAGGCAGACGUCCUAACCUGCCGCCCGUACCAGUGUCGCGAUACGCGCGCAAUCUUUUACGAUCGCGAAAAUGAAGUGUUUCAAAAUAUGUGUUCUCCUGACUUUAUAUUGUUUAAUUGUGGACGGUGCCGAACUUAAAAUUAAAGAAGAACUUCAAGCUAUGGCCGAGCAGAUAGAUAUCUUGAAAACUUUGCAUUUAACAGAUGUCACGCGUCUUCGGAGAGAUCUUGAAGAGCUCAAGCAAAAUUCGGCAAUGCACUCUUCUGGUAACCGUGAUCGAAACGAGCAAAUGACACUGCAGUGGGCCCAAACGUCUAUGAAUGAGUUACGCGCCGAAAUGCGAGAACUCAGCAAGAGCAUCAACAAUUCUGUGCUUUUACGACAGUUACACACCAUACGCAACGAGCUAAAACAAGCUUUAAUGGAGACUUCUGACCUAGCCCAACUGGCGCGCACUCAAGAAACGAGGCUGGAUAAACUAGAUAGCGAAGUUAGCCGGCUGAAGUAUGAAGGUCAGCAGAUGAGGAAUACAAUGGCUGAAAUCAGGUCUCACGUUGCGAAACUGACUAAAGAGCUAAAGACGAAACAGCUGGGCGAUUUGAAUCCUGAUAGCUAUAAUGAAGUGUUAGAGCCACAUGAAAGCCGUUCCGGAGAUCUGAAGUUUGAACACAAUCACAAAUAUAGACAUAAUAAGAUGGUGCACGCACAAAUAUCACGUUUGGCUCGUAGCCAAGACCAGCUUGAUGAGUAUCAGCAAAACUUGCAGACACAGAUUUUGGACGUGCAAAGACGACUGGACCGUUUCGAGGAGCCCAACUGGAACCUUCUAUCGGCAAAAGUGGAAUUUCUUGAACUUGAAACAAAAGUGUUGCGGGACGAGCUCAAAAACAUCUCUAAUAAAGUGUCAGACUUGGACAAAGUACACGCUUCAAUGUUAGAAUUGAGAGAAGAUGUUGAGGGCAUUGAGAAUAAAGUCGAUAAGACCAUCCCGGAAUUCAGAAAAGAAAUUUCCAAAUUAGAUGUCAGUUUUGCUCAAGUGAAUGCUCAAACAUCGUAUCUGAAAGAAGACCAAGAGAACUUGCGGCAAUCGGUGAAGGCUAUCGCAGUCAGUGUGAGCAACACCAUAGACCGUGCGGAAUUAGACCGCCUCAUGAUGAAGAGGAUCAAUGACUCUGUCAGCGACCUGGAAACUAGGUCUAAGCAGCAUUUCUACCGUCUCAAUGAUCAUAUUCUUAAGAGCGAGGCCAAUAGUCACGACUCCAAUCAAACAGAGAUUAUCCCACUUCCCGAAUUGAUGGGUGAAGUGAAGGAGUUGCAACCUGUACAGCGGGAGUACGAAGACCUAGUAAGUCAACUCCCUAGGGAUUGCUCGAGCAUUUCGGGCCCUGCGGGCACUUAUUUGAUCCGGCCCGGUCAGGCUCCUUUCGAUACCUGGUGCGUCAACGGAAGCACUCUAUUACAACGCCGCUACAACGGUUCCAUCGAAUUCAACAGAAAGUUUUCUGAGUACGUUCACGGUUUCGGUGAUCCAACCUCUGAGUACUGGCUCGGUCUAGAGUCCAUGCAUCUGUUGACUGCCGACAACUGCUCUUCAAUGAGAAUAGACAUGACUGACAUCUACGGAGGCGGCUGGUAUGCUCAAUAUGAACACUUUACAGUGGGAAGCGCCGACACCGGAUAUGUGCUGGAAGUCAGCGGAUUUAAAGGUAAUGCUAGUGAUGCUUUCGAAUACCAGAACCAUAUGGAGUUUUCAGCUAUCGAUCGCGACAGGGACAUUUCCAACACCCACUGUGCGGCGAAUUACGAAGGCGGAUGGUGGUUCUCUCAUUGCCAACACGUAAACAUCAAUGGUAAAUACACCCUCGGUUUGACCUGGUUUGAUUCGGCAAGGAAUGAAUGGAUCGCAGUCGCUACCAGCGAAAUGCGAGUAUUCCGCCGACCAGGGUGUUCUUAAAUUAAAAAUUAAUUUACUCUAAAUGUUGAAAUAUGUCUAAUAGCUUAUAAAAAUCAUAUUAUUCCUGAGAGUUGUAUUAUGUUUUAAUCAUACCAAAGAUAACAAUAGUAAGCUAUGGUACUUACUUAUAUUGUUUGGAUAGACGGGGUUCAGUAGUAUUAGUAGUAGAUAUUGUAAUUUGAUUUGUGUAGUAUAUAUCAAUGUAGUUUCUGAUAUAAGUAUAUUUCUAUAAUAUACAUUACAUUUUAUGAAAAUUGAAAAUUACAGCUUUUUUAUAAUUUUGUUUUGUUAACUUAGACUUGCUAUAAGUCAUGAAUAUAAUUUCUAAGUAUUGUAGUUAUGUAAUUUGUUAUUUAGAACCUUUUCAGACUGAGUUUUUAUAAUGCUCAUUUGGGGACUUGCCAAUAAGGUAUUCAAUCCUAUAAUAAUAUUGUUGACUUCAAGUUUAUUCUUUGUCAAUGUUCAUUAUUAGUAUCUAUGUCGUGAUUAUUAUUCUAGGUAUAAUAAACAUCUAUAUGUAUACCUUUUAUUCUUUAGAUAGGUACUAUUUUAAGAUAAGGUGAAAUUUAAAUUUAAUAGACUAUUAAAAAUUAUAAUGUUGUCCAUUUUCCCUUAACAGUUUUAAGCAAAUAUAUAAUUUGCUAUAUAUAUAAUUUAUAAUUUGCUCUUUUCUCAAUUUGGGUUUAUGUUUGAGUCAUUUGUAAUUGUUGGCUUUUCCAUAGUUUUUAUUUACUUUAAAUAUAAGUAUUUUAGGUAAAUCGUAUUAGAUGCGAUCUACCUAUCACGGCAUUUUGGAAUGUCACUUUCAGUCAUUCAACAUAUAAAUUAAUAUAAUAUUUACAGUCUAAAUAUGCAAUUACAUUCCAUUUGUCUUUAUAUUAAUAUAAAAUUUGUGUCAUCAAUAGUUCUUAAUAGUGUAUAUAUAAUUUUUGGUGAUUUAGUAACUAUUAAUAUAGGUUAAUAUUAAAACAUAUAACUUAAAGAAUUUACUUUAGUAUAGGUAUCAAAAAUAUAUAAGACUGUUUGCGCCAAGUGUUUCAAUCAAUUUAAUACUAAAAUAAAAAUAUGGCAUUCAGUUGUAGUGAAAAAAAGUUUCUGUGGCAUCAAUUUCUUACAAAAUUAGUAAUAGAUAUUCUAAAUUUAAAAUUGAUAACUUUAAUUUUAAUGUUGUAACUGUGUCAUAAUGUUAGUCACUGUUUGUCCGUUAAGCUAGUAAGGUUUUACUAAUUACGUGUAUUCUUAGUAGACCAAAAUAAAAGCCUUUACCGGAAAUCUGAGAAGAGAUUGGAGGCACCACUAAGGUUGAUUUUCUCAAAUUAAAUUAAGUAAAUUCAAUAGGCAAAUCUAUUCUGUAUUGCUAUAUCCAUAUAAUAUUCCGUAGACUUGUUGUUGCUGUCAUUCUUAAUUAUUUCUAACGUCAGUGUUACAGAUUAGUAAUUUUAAGUCAAAAUCAGUAAGGAAAUUACACAAAUCAAUCAAUGUUAAUGUUCUCUGUCUUAAAACAUUGUACCAAUGGAUUCAAACCAAAUAAAUCUAUAAAAGCAUGGA
Molecule: messenger RNA, 3513 nt
Organism: Galleria mellonella (greater wax moth)
Lineage: Eukaryota; Metazoa; Arthropoda; Insecta; Lepidoptera; Pyralidae
Gene: sca
Product: protein scabrous
Exons: 6
Coding region: 82-1965 (627 amino acids)
Source: RefSeq, a predicted model, not a curated record